Molecule: messenger RNA, 2853 nt
Organism: Symbiodinium sp. CCMP2592
Lineage: Eukaryota; Dinophyceae; Suessiales; Symbiodiniaceae
Source: the annotation of a GenBank genome assembly
AUGACUCCGACGCGAGCUGCAGUGAAGCCGUCUCUGCCACUCUCAGCUCGAGAUCUAGCUCGCCGUGCUCAACGAUCGGAGCACAUUGCGGAACUACCUGAGGUUGCAUCUGCGGUCCUACCGCCACACCUGAGUUUUCUUCGCACUCAAAGAAAACAGGCGGAGGAUGUGAGUGCUCACGAUUUUUUCCAGAGGCAAGAUCUUCAUCAAAAGAUGAGUUCUUUGGCUCUGUCAGACCACUUCGACAAUUUUGGUAAGUGCCGUUUCCAGCGACUGGGAUUGGCAUUUGCAGCCAAGCAGUUUACUCCGAAACCUGUGGCCCCUCACAGGUCGUUAACUGAGUCACUGACAGACGAGACAAGGAAGCCUUCUGCGAAGGCGUUCAUCUUGUCACAGGAGGCACUGGCUGCGGACUUCGAGCGUUGGAGUCAGCACGCCCGUGGGAUUUCUGAUUCAAUCAAGGAGGCCGACCGCCACAAAGAUGCUGAUGUCAAGAAGCGGCAAUCCGACAUUCUGUUUGCGGAGCUGCCUUAUUAUUUGGAGUUCCUUCCAGAAUCGGUUCCGCUUGAGAGUCUGGAGGCUGAGAUGGAUCGGGAAAGGUCCUCUAAGCCUGGCUUUCCCCGCCGAUGGCCAAGUCAAUCCAGAAAGUUUCGACGAACCGAGUCGCAGGCUCUUAUCGAGAUAUUCAGGGCAUGGUCCUUUGCUUCCUGGCCCCUGGGUGGUGCAGAGCUGGGAAUGGAUCGUGCCACAUUCUCUCGAUUUGUACUGGAUGUUGGGCUCGUCGACCAGCGCAAGGUUCCGCUCUAUUGGAGUUUAUCCCUUUUUGACUGCCUGUCGCACACCACGCGUGUCUGUGCCAAAGAUGAUCCGAUUCCCAUGUCCGCACCCCUUCUUCCAAUGGUGAAGUGGUGGGACAUGCUGGCGAUAGUUGAGGUGUUGACUUGUCAACAUUUUCGUACGUCAACCACAGCACUGCGGGUCAAGUUCGUUGAGAGCGUUGCGGAGAUAUCCAGAUUCCGGCUUCCAGCCUAUGCUCUCAAGGCCUUCAACAUUAGUCAAGCCCAGAUCGAGCUGGUGCUUCAAGGCGUCAAGGCCGACUCGAAUGAAAGCGAUGAUGAGGCGAAGGGACACCAGGAGAUGCCUUCAAAAGCUGUUGAGUCCAGGAGUGGGAACGAAGCGAAAGAGUUGGGCGCUGCAAGCAAAGAACAAAUGGUGAGAAUGGAGGAGUUCGUCAGCGUUGUCCCUCUGUCCAACUCUCUUCGCCUGCUAUCUAUGAUUUUGCAGGAGGCACGUGGACAGCGACAGAAAGGAAGCCUGGUGGAGCCUGAGGUUCACAGUAGGCCAUUCAUUCGUUGUAAGAGGACUCUUCAGUGCUUCCAGAUCUGUCAGGUGCUUCAUCUUUUGUGGCAGCAUGAGGCUGUCUUUCAAGCCCUCCACGCAGCAUAUGCGGACCAUGAAGGCGCGAUGGGCAGCCUGCCAAUGCCUGCCCUCUUGACGUCCGAUCCGUCGGCCCGUCGGCCAGACAGAGGCCACAUGACCUUCGCUGCUCUCACACAACUCUGCAAAGACUUUUCUCUGGCCCGUCUCCAAGAUGCAAGCGGUGCCAACAGUUUCUGUCGGCUCGGUUGUGGCUCCGACGUGCAGGCACCGCAUCUAAUCAGUCUGCAUCAACUUCGCAAGAUCUAUGAGCUCGCAAGCCCAGAUGAGUUUCGUACUCUGGAUGCACCGGUUAGGCAGUCGAGUGAUCCAUGCAUGAGGUCAGCCGAAUGCCUGGACACGACAACUGGUGCGCCUGCGAGGCAUCAAGCGGCAUCAAAGAUCGAGUGCUUGGGCCAAGACUUCAGUCUCAAGAAGGGGCGUGGUGCCAGCCCUUCGCGAUCACCGCAAGCUUCUGGGAGGCGACGCUCAGUUUCUGCCUCUACCACCCCGACACACUCCGACAGUGUGCGGUCGGCGAGGCGCCCUUCAGAUGUCAGCGGCCUGAGGAACAAGAGGUCAACGAUCGUGAGCCUCGGCAAGAUCAAUGCGAGGCAUGCAGCCGUGUCUGAUUCGCCAUCCCAAAGCCGACGGCGCUCGAUAGAGGGCAGCAGCAUCUCCGGGCACUCAGCCAAUGACCGCCUGGGGUCAAUGCUUCCUUGGGAGCGUCUUGUUCUGAAGGUGCGCGAGGCGAGCUCUCGACUGCAAACCACCGUCUCCUCGGUUGGUUUCCAAGCGCUGAUGGAGAUCCUUUGCAAGGUCGCCUACACUUACCUGGGCUGUUACGGAAACAUGCAACAAAGAAGCAUGUCUCCUCUUCUCCAGACGGUGUGGCUGCUGGUGUACUUGCGCUUCUCCACGGAGAGCUAUAGAAGGAGCCUUGAGAAGCGAUCAGAGGAUGCAUACUCCGCAGCAUUGCGUCGAAUUACGCCGCUGCUGAAUCCAGAAGUUUGGGCGAUCGCCAAGGCUCCACAGUUUGAGGACGACUUGCCACCACAAACAUUCCGCGAUCUUGCGGCAGCCUCCCCUGAGGCGGGAGCCCUCUGCAUUGCAGAUGAGACCUGCCAGUUGUGCAAGGCUCAUGUACGACAUGAUGACUGGGGCAACGUGAGGUGCUUCGCUUGUUCCAAGAUUGACGUGCUUGCCUUCAAGCAUCAUCCUCUGCGUUUUCUGAUUCGAAGACCUUGGGACUCCAAAUCUGUCGUGAUUGCAGGAAAGGUGCCGAGGGUUCGGAACAUAUCCUUGACUCCGCCACCUUUCAAGGACAGCAACGCGCUGCGGCCAGAAAGCUCCGAAGAGGCUCCGGACCAGAGCCAGAGCUUCCAUCCUUCGUCGUCUUCUUUCAGUGCCGUUCUCAGUGGAUUGCGAUCACGCUGA